UAUUCAGUCGAGCUUUACUUAAAGAUGUUUUGGUUCAGUCGACUUUCUUUAGCUUUUUUGCUAGCUGUAUGCCUUCACAGCAAGUUUGCUGUAGGGAAUCACAAUACACCAUGGACUAGCAAUGAAAGAGCUGAUGCGUUUGUUAAAAGUUUUAUGACUUAUGCUGGAAGUUGUGGAGCGUUUUCGCAAGACCAAAUGGAGGAUAUGAGUUCUAUAGGAGAAACAAUGAUGGGAGCAAUGGGCGGAAUGAAAGGAAAUAUAACUCCCCACAAAAUGCAAGCUUUAAACACAGCCUUCGCAUCUGCUGUAGCAGAAAUUGCCGUAUCGGAUGCAAGCGGUCAGAAUGUUCGAGCGACUACUGAUGCCAUAGCAAGUGCUUUAGAUGCGGCAUUUUACGAAACAACAGGAAGCAGAAAUCCUGCUUUUGUUAAUGAAAUCCGUACUAUGAUCAGUAUGUUUGCCCAAGCAUCAGGAAAUGAUAGUGCCACUAGUACAGCAGCCGCUGCAGCAGCAGGUGGAUCAGGUGGACCAGGUGGAUACGGACCAGGUGGAUAUGGUCCAGGUGGUUAUGGACCCGGCGGAUCAGGUGACGCAGCCUCAGCAGCAGCCGCUGCAGCAGGUGGAUCAGGAGGCUCAGGAGGAUAUGGACCAGGUGGUUAUGGACCAGGUGGAUAUGGACCAGGAGGAUCAGGCGACGCAGCAGCAGCCGCUGCCGCAGCAGGUGGAUCUGGUGGACCAGGUGGAUACGGACCAGGUGGAUAUGGUCCAGGUGGUUAUGGACCCGGCGGAUCAGGUGACGCAGCCGCAGCAGCAGCCGCUGCAGCAGGUGGAUCAGGAGGUUCAGGUGGAUAUGGACCCGGUGGUUAUGGACCAGGUGAAUCAGGUGCCGCAGCAGCAUCCGCUGCAGCAUCGGCGAUUUCGUCUCCAGCAUCAACUUCUCGAAUUUCUUUUGUUGCGUCAAAAUUAGUGUCUGGAGGUACAGCUAAUGCUUCAAAUCUUUCAAAUACAAUUGGAACUGUAAUGUCUCAAGUAAGAGCUGGUAAUCCCGGAGCUUCUGAAUGUGAAGUUACUAUACAAGCACUCGUUGAAUUGAUCGCAGCUUUGAUUCAUAUUCUUGGUUCAGCUAGCAUUGGAAAUGUCAACUAUGGUUCUGCAGCACAAUCUGCUGCAGUAGUUAGUGAAUCAUUCCAAUCUGCAUUUCACUGAUUUAUAAUUUUUUCCUCUUUUUGUGUAUUCUAAUUCUUUUUGUUUUAAACAUUCUGUACCUAAAGGGAAAUCUAAAUUAUGUAAUAAAU
Molecule: messenger RNA, 1295 nt
Organism: Parasteatoda tepidariorum (common house spider)
Lineage: Eukaryota; Metazoa; Arthropoda; Arachnida; Araneae; Theridiidae
Source: RefSeq, a predicted model, not a curated record